Molecule: messenger RNA, 2748 nt
Organism: Planococcus citri (citrus mealybug)
Lineage: Eukaryota; Metazoa; Arthropoda; Insecta; Hemiptera; Pseudococcidae
Exons: 2
Coding region: 301-2475 (724 amino acids)
Source: RefSeq, a predicted model, not a curated record
AUCAAACUUUUAUGUUCAAAAAUUCCCUGCAAAAGUACAGGUAUGCAACUCAAAGCACGCCACUCGGAAGCGGUCUAGACUUGUUGAACAUUGUUGAUAGUUGAUGGAUUGAUAACACCUGAUAAUUACCUAUGCAAGUAAAUUCAAUCAUUCAAUUUCAUAGUUGGCUAAUUGAUGAUGAUCAUCUGAUGGUUUGAACUUUGAAGUUAGCGUUACUUGUUUCCGUAUAUGUUUAAUUAUUGAAUACGAUACCUGUUUUGAUGGUUGGUUCGAUCGUGAAGUUCUUGAUUGGUAGACAUCAUGAGCUGGUCCGAUGAUGAUGAUUUUUACGAAUGCAAAAAGUGUAAAGUUGAUGCUUCUUACCAGUUCGUUUCAAUAAAUCCGGUGAUUUUAACCAACGUUCCCAAAUUAACGGAUAUGGCUUCUGUUACGGUCGCGGCCAGUCUAUGGAAUCACGUCAACGUACCAGAAGCUGUUCAUGGUGUAGAUCAGAGAUGUACGAAAAAUAGCAAAGAAUGGGGUGCAUUGUGCGAACAAGUAAACAAAUUAAUCGAAGGAUUACCCGUACCUAACCCUAUCGCCGAACAAAUCGAAAACUACGUGCGUAAAUUGGCGAACGCAAUAACCGUUUGGGUAUCGUAUCAUUAUCGAACGGUGUUUUUGAAAAAUGGGCUCGAUAAAUUUCUCUAUAGUCACGUGUAUCAUAUUGCUUGGAAUCAGAACGGAACCAUCGAUUGCGUAAAAACGGCCAAAAAUAUGAAGACGUCGCUCAGAUUAAGCGAAGUUGAAAAGCUCCGGUUUUUGUCUGUGUAUUGCUUAAAAGAAGAAAUGGAUGAGAUGUCGCCGUCGUUGUAUUUGAGCCAUGUUCUCGAUCAUGUGAGUUGUAAUGAAAAUCCAUUGAUUUACUACUGGUGUCGUUAUUUUCAAAACGAAUUGGACAAGAUAUUUUCGCCUGCGACUAUUGGUGAAAAUCCGAAUAUAUCUGUCGACGUUUACAUGUUACGAAAUCGUAAAGUUGACAAUUGGUCCGCCAAGCAGUAUUUUUUCGAUCGGUUAAGCCCCGAAGAACAGGUACAGCAGGCUAUUUGGCUGAUUGAUAAACAUGGCGCCGUUUACCAGAAAGCAGUAAUGUUGAAGUUGGAUGAAACCCAACGUUUGCACGUCUACAUGAAACGAGCUGUGCGGAUAAUCAUUAAUUAUGCUCGUUUUCGUGGCAAUACCAGUUUUAUUCUGCUGACGUGGUCCGAAGCUCGUCAUUUGUUAAGUCCUGAUCAGUUUUCUACCCUGUUUCGCGACCUGUUACAAGCAGAAAUCAACGAUACCGUUUUAACAGAGAUUUGGAUAAGUGCUACCGAUGACUUGAAACAGCAUGCGGUUUCUUUCAACGAUCACGAAAUUGUCCGAAGUGUGUUAUUUCGUAAAAAGUGCAAACGCAGCGAGUUUAUUUUCGUUUUACUGCAGAAUUCGAGCGCAGCUGUCAGAAAAGCCAUCAUGACGAAAACAUUUUUCAACAUCUACCUCGGAGAAUUACUAAUGAAUAGUAGAUUUCACAGAUUUGAUCGAUUGCUGGAAUUUUGUCUGCCCUACACCGAGGAAUUGGCUCGAUUCAGAAUAAACUUUUUGAAUAAUUCGCAACGUGUCAGAGGUAUCUGCUUGAAAUUCUAUUCCACCGGCGAUUCGAAUGGUUUGAAUGAUUUUCUCAAACAGCUUGUGGCACCUUGUCCGGAUAUCAUAGUCGAGUAUAAAAAGAAUCUGCUGACUUCGGCACAUGGCGUUAAUCAGUGUAUCAGGGUUAUGGAUAAAGAAGUUGAUGUCUUGAAUACGAUUUUUGAAGCCAGUUUACCAGAUGCGAGCUCUAUAGCCGAAUUUAAAAGGACGGUGAUUUUCACACCGACGGUAAUUGCUAAAUUGAAGUAUUCGAUAAUUAAGAAACGCCUGAACGUCGUACAAAGGUGUAUCGAUCGCUUUCUCACCUCAGAUGAAGAUAAAAACACCCUGAAGAAGCAAUUAAUCGGCGACACUAUGGAACUGAAAUUUAUGCAGACAAUAUUACAGGUUAACGAUGCAUCGUACUUGCAAGCUGUAACGAUUUGGUAUUUUGGAAAUGAAAAUACGCUGCUAGAGUUUAAACAGUCAUUGUCGUUGGACUCGAUUUUCAUCGGGAUGUUGAAAAAUUGUGUCUUUUACCAUUAUCAUCGUUCGUGGUCGCGAUGCAACUUCAAAUACUGCAACGUUAACGAUUUCGACGUCAUUGAACGGUUUUUAACUUGGUAUUUCGAGUCGUCGGUCGAAGUGAAGAAGUACAAGAUUAAGAUGAUUAAUUCCUAUGAUCGGAUAGAUAUGUUCAGCACUAUAUUGAAAGGAAACAGGGGAGAAUCGCAGUUGAAAACCAUACUACAAUGGGUUUUCCAAAACGACGCCGACGAAAUUGCGAAAUUCAAAAUGCGUGGUGGCAAAAUUGCUGGUUUGUUGUAGGCUGUUAUUGUUUUCCGUAUUACCUGUAGGUACCUAGAUAGGUACUCACGAUAUUGUUGACUUUACUUUUAGUAGGUAUUAUAACUUGCGGUUUUUUUUUUUCGUUAUGAUCUCUCGUGCUGAUUUAUGAAAAUAAGUUCUGUUUUAUGUUUGUUGUUUUUUUUUUCGUUAAGAAUUGAGUCAUUUAUUAUUACCUAUUAACUAAGUUUUGUUUUUGUUUUAAUCAAAAGAUCAAUUUUGUUUUGAAUUUUAAUAAAAUUACUACGAGUGCGA